UUAGUGUGCCCUGAUGAUCAGUGUGGCCCCAGAAGUGCCACCUGUCAGUGCUCAUCAGUGCCACAUGCCAGUGCCUAUCAGUGCCACGUGCCAGUGCCCAUCAGUGCCACAUCAAUGCCACAUAUCAGUGUAUACCAGUGCACAUCAAUGCCACAUAUCAGUGCUCAUCUGAGCUGCCUUUCAAUGUCGCCCAUCAGUGCCAGUCAGUGCCACCUAUCAAUGCCAAUCAGUGCCACCUAUCAGUGCUGCCAAUCAGUGCCACCUAUCAGUGCACAUCAUCAGUGACGCCUAACAGUGCCAGUCAGUGCCGCCUAUCAAUGCCAGUCAGUGCCGCCUAUCAGUGCUGCCAAUCAGUGCCACCUAUCAGUGCGCAUCAGUGC
This is a messenger RNA of Staurois parvus, 380 nucleotides long. NCBI's taxonomy places the organism in Eukaryota, Metazoa, Chordata, Amphibia, Anura, Ranidae. The record is from the annotation of a GenBank genome assembly.